Messenger RNA from Amphibalanus amphitrite, 782 nucleotides. Its product is annotated as adhesive plaque matrix protein-like. Lineage: Eukaryota; Metazoa; Arthropoda; Thecostraca; Balanomorpha; Balanidae. The record is from RefSeq and is a predicted model, not a curated record. The transcript is spliced from 3 exons. Gene Ontology annotation, cellular component: chitin-based extracellular matrix. The coding region runs from base 36 to 677 and encodes 213 amino acids. Gene Ontology annotation, molecular function: structural constituent of chitin-based larval cuticle.
GGUAUCAGUUCGACACUGCACCCAGUCACAUCAACAUGAAGGCCUUCAUCGUCGCUGCUCUGGCCCUGGUGGCUGCUGCCGACCGGCCCCAGUCUUCCUACAGGCCACGUCCUGCCUACUCUGCCCCCACCUACUCUGCCCCCACCUACGCCCCUCCUGAACCCCCCACCUACUCUGCCCCGACCUACGCUGCCCCGACCUACACCGCCCAGCCCAGCUACAAGCCCAUCGCUAUCCUUGAGGAGAAGAACAUCCACCCCGGAGAUGGCUCCUACAACUUCCACUUCAGCACCGAGAACGGCAUCUACAGGUCUGAGAGCGGCGUGCCUCUGCCCGGCUACGGCAAGAACGCCUACGGACAGCCGGAGGGCAGCUACCGCCAGGAGGGCUCCUGGAGCUACACCGACGGAUACGGCAAUCCCAUCAAGGUGACCUUUGUCGCCGACAAGAACGGCUACCAGCCGUCCAGCGACAUCCUGCCGACGCCGGUGCCCACCCAGUACCCGACCCCUGCUGUUGGUCCCGCCUACGUCGAGCCCCAGUCCGCCUACCAGCCCGCCUACAUCGAGCCCCAGCCCGCCUACCAGCCUGCCUACGUCGAGCCCCAGGCCGCUUACGUCGAGCCCCAAGCCGCCUACGUCGAGCCCCAGGCGGCUUACCAGCCGGGUUACAACUGAACGUUUCCAUGGAUGUGUUAGCAAUAAACCUGCAGUGAUGUUUAUACACUAGGCACCGUGUACAAGUUCAUCCUUGUGAUUUUUGUAAUAAAUUUGUAUAUUGUG